Molecule: messenger RNA, 864 nt
Organism: Sinocyclocheilus rhinocerous
Lineage: Eukaryota; Metazoa; Chordata; Actinopteri; Cypriniformes; Cyprinidae
Product: SLAM family member 9-like
Exons: 5
Coding region: 43-864 (273 amino acids)
Source: RefSeq, a predicted model, not a curated record
GUGUUUGGGGCUGAAACAAAUGGAAUACAAUCAGUGUCAUUGAUGGAGGGAGAUUGUGUCACUCUAAACACUGAUGUUACUGAAAUACGUGAAGAUGAAGACAUACUGUGGAAUUUUGGAGUCAACAACUCUAUGAUAGCUCAAAUUAAAAAAAAGAAGCAAAUCUUCUCCACAUAUGAUGAUGGUCCUGAUGGGAAAUUCAGAGACAGACUGAAACUGGACAAACAGACUGCAUCUCUGACCGUCACAAACAUCACAACUGAACAUACUGGACUCUAUAAACUAGAGAUUAGUGGAGCAAAACUGAUAUCAAAAACAUUCAAUGUUUCUGUCUAUGCUCGUCUGCCUGUUCCUGUCAUCAGCAGUAACUCUUCACAAUGUUCAUCAUCAUCAUCUCAGCACAAUUGUUCACUGCUGUGUUCAGUGGUGAAUGUGGGUCAUGUGACUCUCUCCUGGUACAAAGGAAACAGUUUAUUGUCCAGCAUCAGUGUGUCUGAUCUCAGCAUCAGUCUCUCUCUACCUCUGGAGGUGGAAUAUCAGGAUAAAAACAGCUACAGCUGUGUGCUCAACAAUCCCAUCAGCAACCAGACCAGACAUAAUCUCAACAUCACUCAACUCUGUCAACCAUGUUCAGACUCACCUCGAAUAGUGCUGAUCUCUGCUGCUGCUGGAUCUCUGUUGAUUGUAGUUGUAAUUGGGAUCUUCUGCAUCUACAGGAAAUGUAAAGGAACCGAUCAAGAAGUUCAGACUUGUGAUGAAGAAAUAAUUUAUGCCGAGACAACGUUCUACAAAAGAAAAACACGCAAAUUGAAAGUCGAAGAGGAGGAACAUGUGGAGUAUGUUCCUGUCAUCAUGAGAUUAUGA